CUCGGCCCGCUGCCAUCACCAUCCAUCACCCCAAGCAAGAAGCUCGCUCCGCUCGAGUGCUCAACCAUGGCCGCGGGCACCGCGUCCGUGCCGUCCAGGGUCCUCCUGCUCUCCCUCGCCUUCCUGGCUGCAGCCGGCACGGCCGCGGCGCUGUCGACCAAGUACUACGACAAGCGGUGCCCGGCGCUGCAGCCCACCGUGCGGUUCGCGGUGGCGCGCGCCGUGGCGGCCGACCCGAACGCGGGCGCCGCCGUGCUCCGCCUCUUCUUCCACGACUGCUUCGUCAACGGCUGCGACGCCUCCGUGCUCCUCGACGACGGCGCCGCGCCCGGGGAGAAGGGCGCCGGGCCCAACGCCAACUCCCUGCGCGGUUACGAGGUGAUCGACGCGGCCAAGGCCGCGGUCGAGGCCGCCUGCCCGGGCGCCGUCUCCUGCGCGGACGUCCUCGCGCUAGCCGCCCGCGACGCCGUGUCGCUCCUCGGCGGGCCCUCGUGGAACGUGCGCCUCGGCCGCCGGGACGCGCGCGCCGCCAGCCGCGACGCCGCGAACGCGAACCUCCCGGGGCCCGGGUCCGGCCUGCCGGCCCUCGUCGCCGCGUUCCGGGCCAAGGGCCUGUCGGCGCGGGACAUGACGGCGCUGUCGGGCGCGCACACUGUCGGCCGGGCCCGGUGCGCCACGUUCCGCGCCCGCGCGAGCGCCGGCGCCGCGGGAGGCGGCGAGGCGAUCAACGGGACCUUCGCCGCGGAGCUGCGCGAGGCGUGCGGCGGCGCGGACGGCGCGCUGGUGCCGCUCGACGGGGUGACCCCCGACGCGUUCGACAACGGCUACUUCCGCGGCCUGGUGGAGCGGCGCGGCCUGCUGCACUCGGACCAGGAGCUCUUCAGCGGCGGGUCCCAGGACACGCUGGUGCGCAGGUACGCCCGCGACGGGGCCGCGUUCGCCGCCGACUUCGCCAAGGCGAUGGUGCGGAUGGGCAACCUCGCGCCGGCGCCCGGGACGCCGCUCGAGGUCAGGGUCAGCUGCCGGAGGCCCAACUAGGCUAAGCGAGUCAGCGACAUGGCGACAAUGCAGCGUUAGCUGGUAGAUAAACAGAGAUACACAGUACAAGAUGAUUAGAUGAAGAUGAUUGUGCAGGGACAUGGUAGGAUUUGUAUGUAGCUCGAUUCGUUCGUUCGUCUGUU
Molecule: messenger RNA, 1181 nt
Organism: Panicum hallii
Lineage: Eukaryota; Viridiplantae; Streptophyta; Magnoliopsida; Poales; Poaceae
Product: peroxidase P7-like
Exons: 1
Coding region: 67-1038 (323 amino acids)
Biological process (GO): hydrogen peroxide catabolic process; response to oxidative stress
Molecular function (GO): peroxidase activity; heme binding
Source: RefSeq, a predicted model, not a curated record